AUGGUGGGCGGCGAAGACGACGAUGGCGACGAGAGCGAGCGAGGUUCACGUACAAGGCGGCCAGGAGAGAGACAGGGAGAGCGAAUGCGACACGCAGAGGCAAUCGGAAAGCCGUGUGUAACAGUGGCACAAGAACCAUGGAAUCGCAAGGGCCGAGAGCGAGCUAGAACCACAGAGCCAGGUGCGGCGGCUGAAUCAAUCCACGGCGGCGGCAGCACUAUGCAGAACAAGCAGCACCAGCAGCAACGACCAAGGGCGGCGUGGCGUGACACGGUUGCCACGCCGGCCAGCCGAACAAUUGAUGGAGGGUUUCGGCGGAAGAGCACUCUGCAGCUGAUGAAGCCAAAAGAUGGAGAGACUGGCCUGAGGCCUCGUACACUGACGGUUUUCCCCUGUUUAGGGCUUUGGACUCGGGAUACCAAGCACCUCUCGCUGAAUUUCGGCAGCGAGUGGCCGUUGGCACGCAAAAUGGAAACUCACGGAUUCCGAAGCCGCUAG
This is a messenger RNA of Pseudozyma hubeiensis SY62, 498 nucleotides long. RefSeq lists its product as hypothetical. The coding region runs from base 1 to 498 and encodes 165 amino acids. The record is from RefSeq and is a predicted model, not a curated record. The transcript has a single exon. NCBI's taxonomy places the organism in Eukaryota, Fungi, Basidiomycota, Ustilaginomycetes, Ustilaginales, Ustilaginaceae.